This is a messenger RNA of Kuraishia capsulata CBS 1993, 1500 nucleotides long. RefSeq lists its product as uncharacterized. Lineage: Eukaryota; Fungi; Ascomycota; Pichiomycetes; Pichiales; Pichiaceae. Gene Ontology annotation, biological process: transmembrane transport. Gene Ontology annotation, molecular function: transmembrane transporter activity. Gene Ontology annotation, cellular component: membrane. Bases 1 to 1500 code for a protein of 499 amino acids. The transcript has a single exon. The record is from RefSeq and is a predicted model, not a curated record.
AUGUCUAGACAAGACUUCACACCUAUACCCUCUCCAGAGACGAUCAGUAAGCCGCGCGAGGCUGCAUUUAUUGCACUCAUGGUGAUGACCCAGCUGCUCACCCAAGCGGGGCUCGCUCAGACAGUGGUGCCAGGCCAGUUUAUCUCCAGGACCAUGGGUGUUGCUGGCGAUGCUGGUGAAAUUUCAUGGUUCACAGCCGCAUUCUCAUUGGGGGUUGGAACGUUCAUCUUAAUUGCUGGUCGUUUAGGUGAUCUGUAUGGCUACAAGAACAUAUUCCUCAUCAGCUACGUGUGGCUCGCGUUAUGGUAUAUGCUGUGUGGGAUUUCUCACUAUUCUGGAAACGUGAUCUUCUUCGAUGUAACACGGUUCUGUCAGGGCCUUGCUUAUGCAUUUGCAACGCCAAAUUCGAUAGCAUUAUUAGGCCAUUUUUAUCCACCGGGUCCCCGUCGGAACUUGGGAAUGGCCCUGUUCGGUGGAAUCGCGCCUGGGGGCUUUGUAAUCGGUGCAUUGUUCUCUUCCAUGUUCCUGGAAACCACUACAUGGCCAUGGAUCUUCUACUCUGGGGCAUUCGUGGCAUGUGCUAUGGUGGGUCUUGGAUGGCUUAUUAUACCUAAAAGAAUAGGGUCUCCUGACGAGGGUGUUUUCGACUAUCUCGGUGCCUUUACAGGCGUCACCUGUCUAGUUCUCUUCAAUUUUGCGUGGAACCAAGGCCCUGUGGUGGGCUGGGACAAGCCGUAUGUCUACGUACUGCUUAUAGUGGGAAUUCUGUCUGGGGUUCUGUUUGUUUAUGCGGAGAAAAAGGCUAAGAAUCCUCUGAUACCUCCUUCGGUCAUCAACCGUGAUAUCUUGUUCAUGCUCGGUUGUAUUGCAACAGGUUGGUCCUCAUUUGGUAUUUGGAACUUCUACACAUUCCAAUGGGGAACCCUGAUUCUUGGUGAAUCUCCGACCCGUGUUUCAAUUCAAUUCAUUCCGUGUAUGAUCGCAGGUAUGUGCUGCUCAUUGCUGACUGGAGGCGUGCUCAUCCGCAAACUUCCCACUAGUGCUGUCAUGGUCAUUGCAAUGGCAUGUUUUUUGGUGGGUAGCUGUUUGAUGGCAACCAGACCGGUGGGACAGAUAUAUUGGGCCCAGAUGUUUGUUUCGUGUAUUAUCAUGACGGGUGGAAUGGACAUCUCGUUUCCCGCAGGGGUCAUGAUUAUGAGUAAUAGGCUUCCAAAACACCAACAGGGUAUCUCAGCUUCUGUUGUGGCUACGACGGUGAAUUAUUCCAUCUCAAUCGGACUUGGAUUUGCUGGAACAGUCCAGUACUAUUUGCAGAAAAACGGUGCUAGCGAGAUGAAGGCGAUGCGUGGAUGCUUUUACAUGGGAAUUGGGCUGAGUGGUCUUGCUAUGAUGAUCGGCCUUGUGUUUUUAGGUUCACAGUUUGUUUUUCCAGUCCCAGGGGAGAAAUCAGAGCCAGACUCAGAUUCUGCGCCUGCAGAAGAUGUAGAUGGAAAGGUUUGA